This is a messenger RNA of Etheostoma spectabile (orangethroat darter), 1689 nucleotides long. It is a transcript of the gene tnfaip8l2b, whose product is annotated as tumor necrosis factor, alpha-induced protein 8-like 2b. Lineage: Eukaryota; Metazoa; Chordata; Actinopteri; Perciformes; Percidae. The coding region runs from base 300 to 860 and encodes 186 amino acids. The record is from RefSeq and is a predicted model, not a curated record. The transcript is spliced from 3 exons. Gene Ontology annotation, biological process: regulation of apoptotic process. Gene Ontology annotation, cellular component: cytoplasm.
GAGAGAGAGAGAGAGACACAGACAGAGAGAGACAGAGAGAGAGAAAGAAAGAGGUGUGUCAUAGCAAGUUAGUUCCUUGAGGAAGUACAACUCAACAUUAUCUUAAGACAGGGUGGAAGCACUGACAGAAGCGCUGCAUGAGGGCAGUUUUUUCAGGUUUUGGUUCUGUUCGUGGUGAAGAUAAAGGGCUCUCAUUAAAUCAACCGGCCUGGGCUGUCAACCUGAAACACAGAGCAGAGUGAGAGAGAGAUAUCUGACACACACCAAGAGGGAGGGGGACUCAACACACACAGGCAACCAUGGACUCCUUCAGCUCCAAGGACAUGGCCUUGAGGGCGCAGAAGAAGAUCCUGAGCUCCAUGGCCACCAAAAGCUCUGUCCAAAUGUUCAUUGACGACACCACCAGCGAGAUCCUGGAUGAACUAUACCGCGUCUCCAAAGAGUACUCUGGUAAUAAAACAGAGGCCCAGAAGGUGAUCAAAGACUUGGUCAAGAUUGCCGUGAAGAUUGGCUUGCUGUUUAGGAACAACCGUUUUAGCACAGAGGAGCUGGGAGUGGCCACCGAUUUUAAGAAGAAGCUGCACCAGGGGGCCAUGACGGCUAUCAGCUUUUACGAGGUGGAUUUUACCUUUGACAAAGCAGUGAUGGAAGAACUCCUGACCAGCUGCAGGGAUCUGCUGCUGAAGCUAGUCAACACCCACCUCACCCCUAAAUCCCACGGUCGCAUCAACCACGUCUUCAACCAUUUCUCUGACCCAGAGCUCCUGACCAAACUGUACGAGCCCAGCGGCCCCUUCCGAGACCACCUUACCAAGAUCUGCAAAGGACUCGACAAACUUAUGGAGGACGGGACAAUAUGACAUAGAACUAAUACAAUUACACACAGACACUGGGAGAUCAACAGGCAUACUCAGCUAAGACUCAGACCUGUUGAACACAAUUGGUCUUACCGCUGCGGAGGACUCGCAGCGUAAGACAAUUGAUUUGAGAACAAAACUGUUGCCCCAUUGUUCUCAAAGAACAUAUAGAUUAAAAAAUAAAAGUUGGUUGACUCAGUGCGUUACAUUUGCACCAUUACAUUUGUGCUCUGGAUUCAGAGAUAAAUUGAACGUGCUAUCAUUACUCAAGAUUUUUAUGUUUAGAGAUGAUACUGUAUGAUACUGUAUAAUUGUGAUAUAUACACCUGUCUAUUGAGACAAAACCAAACUUGAAUAUAAAUUGGUUCAUACUAUAUCAACUGUUUUAGAUUAUGAAAUGUCAUCCAAUGUGAAAUGUCUGAGGCCUUGACAUGUUUCACAUAGAAUUACUGAUGUUAGGUUAUCUGGAGGAGGAGGAGUUAGAACAGCUGGAAAGAUUUCAUAAAGAGAACAGACAGGGAACAAUGCCACUGUAAUACAGCACUGCCAUCUGUUGGUCAAGACGCCGCUUCAGCAACUCAAUGCACAGUAUUUACUUCAGUGCCUGGAAGUCAAUGCAGCCAAUAAUAAACAAAUAAUCACACAGAAGAAAAUUACUUAGACAGACACUUUGCAAUCUCAGCUUCAAAACAUUUUUAGAAGCAUCAACCAAAAGACUGACUCUUAAAUAGUGUUGAAUGUUAAACCUAUAAUUCAUGUUUCUCUGAAGACUGGAUCUUACUGGAGAUUAAGACAGGCGUUGUUCUUAGGGUUUUACAUUACAAAGACAUAA